This is a messenger RNA of Lepisosteus oculatus (spotted gar), 969 nucleotides long. RefSeq names its product growth arrest and DNA damage-inducible protein GADD45 gamma-like. Gene Ontology annotation, biological process: regulation of cell cycle. Lineage: Eukaryota; Metazoa; Chordata; Actinopteri; Semionotiformes; Lepisosteidae. The record is from RefSeq and is a predicted model, not a curated record. Gene Ontology annotation, cellular component: cytoplasm; nucleus.
AUGGUCGAUUUCGACAAGAUACUGUUUCAAUACUUGGUCGCAGCAGUAUUAUCAAAAAGUCGUCCAACAAACUACAAGAUGCAGACUGCAGGCAAAUCCCUGGAAGAAGCUCUCACCUCCGCAAAAAACGAGGAACGCCUCACAGUUGGUGUCUACGAGUCCGCACAAAUUAUGAAUGAUGACCCAGACAGCGUGGCUUUCUGUGUUCUGGCAACCGAUGAGGGGCACGAGUGGGACAUCGCUCUGCAGAUCCACUUCACCUUAAUCCAGGCCUUCUGCUUCGACAACGACAUCAACAUCGUGAGGGUGAAUGACAUCCAGCGACUGGCUGAGAUCGUCGGGAGCGACGAGUCAGGCGAACCCCAAGAUGCGCACUGCAUUCUCAUCACGAACACCACUGAAAGUUCAUGGGAAGAUCCUGCUCUAGAGAAACUGAACUUGUUCUGUGAAGAAAACCAGAGGUUAAAUGAAUGGGUACCUGCAGUAUCUCUCUGUGAGAGCUGAAGAGAUUUUACAGACCAAGAAGGAAAUGCUUAAUCUCAGAGGAAUAAUCAUCCUGGAGGAAUACAUGUGCAAUGCAUGGAAUUCCUGAAAUCCUUGAUGUUCCUGGAGAGGAAUAGAGGAACCUCUGGUCAGGAGACCCAGAGACCUGAAGGAGGAGAAGACGGACAGUCCCUGUCUCUAUGACCCAAGAUUCACUGGCUUCAUGAGGGGCGAACCAGUGCUUUUCAGUGGCGUGGAAUGUUUUGAGGGACAUAAGGUGCUUGAUGGAUUCUGAAAAUAUUUUGGAAAGCAAUCGCUUGUGAAUUUCCAAGAUCUACACUUGUGAUGCAAAAGCAGUACUCACAGUAUCUAGACAGGAAGAAAAUCAAUAAGAACACGUCACAUGUGUGGGAAGAAGUUCAGAGAACUGCUGAAAGGAAGAAAAAGAGAACAAAAGACUUUUAAAGCUUUUGACACGGAUACCGA